This is a messenger RNA of Drepanopeziza brunnea f. sp. 'multigermtubi' MB_m1, 6543 nucleotides long. The record is from RefSeq and is a predicted model, not a curated record. Lineage: Eukaryota; Fungi; Ascomycota; Leotiomycetes; Helotiales; Drepanopezizaceae.
AUGUAUUUGCUGCCCUCAACCCCUCAACCCCCUCAUCCCCCUCAACCCCAUCCGGUCCCGUCUUCUGCCAAAGUUGUCCUUGUCGUCCGGUGUCGUCCGGUGUCGUCCUCACUCAGCACUUAUGAGGGGGGGCGGGCGGAUCGCCGCUCAACACUUCCUAAGCUCACUAGUGGCAUGAUCUGCGACGGACGUUUAUUAACAUCGCAGCAUAGAAGGCACUCGCGAAACCCACCUCCUAGAACACUUCCCAGCAUGUACGGAACUUCCACCGGCCCCCAAACGGGUGUCUCUACCCCUCGAUCCUCCUCCUCUCUCCGCCCUCUCGUUCUCAAGCAUGGCUCCCUCGAGCACUCCUUUUUGAUACCCACGAAUCUCCAUUUUCACGCCUCGCAGAUCAGCGAGCGUUUCUUGGCCUCCCUGCCCGCCCCAACAGACGAAUUGGCGCAAGAUGACGAGCCUUCCUCGGUCGCUGAACUCGUUGCUAGAUAUCUCGGAUUCGUCGCGCUCGAUGUCGAGGAGGGCGAGGAUGACGCACAAGGCUCAUACGAGGGUGUGCUGAAGCUCGUUAUCAAUGAGUUCGAGAGAGCGUUCCUGCACGGUAAUGAAGUCCACGCUUUGGCUGGAAGUCUCCCAGGAAUCACCCCCAAGAAGCUCGAGGUUGUGCGAAGCUACUAUGCUGCUCGUGCAGCUUCUGGCCGAGCCAUCAAGCCUCAUGAAUCCGCCCUGUCUCGUGCGGCCGACGAGACUGCGACCAUCUAUACCAUUUUCGGUGGACAAGGAAAUAUCGAGGAAUACUUUGACGAGCUCCGGGAGCUCUACAACAUCUAUCCAUCUUUUGUGGAGGGAUUGAUUCUUUCAGCCGCAGAGCUUUUGCAAACACUGUCACGGGACCCUAGAGCAGAAAAGCUCUAUUCUAAAGGCUUGGAUGUCAUGACAUGGCUCCACGAUCCAGAGGCGACUCCUGAUGUGGACUACAUGGUCUCCGCACCCGUCAGUUUCCCGCUGAUCGGUCUUGUGCAGCUGGCACAUUACACGGUUACGUGCAAAGUACUCGGUCUUACCCCAGGACAAUUCCGGGAACGCAUGAGCGGAAGUACUGGUCACUCUCAAGGUAUCGUUUUGGCUGCGGCUACAGCUGCCGCCGAUUCCUGGGAGUCCUUUGACGAGAUCGCAAUCUCUUGUGUCACUAUCCUCUUCUGGAUUGGGUCUCGCAGUCAGCAAGCAUACCCAAGAACCUCCUUGGCGCCUUCAAUUUUGCAAGACUCGGUAGAAAAUGGGGAGGGCGUCCCAACUCCUAUGUUAAGCAUCCGAGAUUUGUCACAAGCUCAGGUCCAGGAGCACAUUGAUGCCACGAACCAAUAUCUCCCCGAAGACAGACAUAUCGCGAUUUCCCUUAUCAACAGUGCUCGUAAUAUGGUCGUUACUGGACCUCCUAUCUCCCUCUAUGGUUUGAACUUGCAACUUCGAAAGGUCAAGGCUCCAACCGGCCUCGACCAAACCAGAAUCCCUUUUACGGAGCGAAAGGUCAGAUUUGUCAACAGAUUCCUGCCAAUCACAUCGCCUUUCCACAGCAAGUACCUGGCCGAGGCCACUGCCCAUAUCGAUGAGGAUCUGAAGGACAUUAAGAUCUCCAGCAAGGAUCUUGCUAUCCCAGUAUUUGACACCAACACCGGAAAGGAUAUCCGAGAGGAGAUCAGCGGGAAUGUGGUACCAACUCUCGUCCGCUUGAUCACUCACGAUCCGGUGAAUUGGGAGAAAGCUACCAUUUUCCCUGGCGCAACUCACGUGCUGGACUUUGGCCCAGGUGGCGUCUCUGGGCUCGGUGUUUUGACCAGCCGUAACAAGGACGGAACUGGCGUUCGUGUCAUUUUGGCUGGUUCUAUUGAAGGUACUGUGCCCGAAGUCGGAUACAAGCCUGAGCUUUUUGAUCGUGAUGAAGAGCACGCCGUCAAGUACGCAGUCGAUUGGGUCAAGGAACAUGGCCCACGUCUCAUCAAGACUUCCACAGGCGAAACAUAUGUCGACACCAAGAUGUCUCGCCUCCUGGGUGUUCCUCCAGUCAUGGUUGCCGGUAUGACCCCCUGCACAGUUCCUUGGGAGUUUGUGGCAGCCACCAUGAACGCUGGUUACCAGAUUGAACUGGCUGGAGGCGGCUACUACGACGCCAAGACUAUGACUACGGCUUUGAGAAAGAUUGAGGAGGCCAUUCCCGCUGGGCGUGGUAUCACUAUCAACUUGAUCUACAUCAACCCUCGCGCCAUGCAAUGGCAAAUUCCUCUUGUGGGCCAGCUCCGCGCUGAGGGUGUCCCAAUCGAAGGGUUGACCAUUGGAGCCGGUGUUCCGUCUAUUGAAGUCGCCACUGAAUACAUUGAGACCCUAGGAUUGAAGCAUAUCUCUUUCAAGCCAGGAUCUGGAGAGGCCAUCCAAGCUGUCAUCAACAUUGCCAACGCCAACCCCACUUUCCCAGUCAUGCUGCAGUGGACUGGAGGUCGUGGUGGUGGACAUCACUCUUUCGAAGAUUUUCAUCAGCCCAUUCUUCAGAUGUACGGGCGAAUCAGGAGAUGCGACAACAUCAUUCUUGUCGCAGGAAGUGGCUUCGGUGGAUCCGAGGACACCUACCCAUACCUCACUGGUGCCUGGUCCGCAAAGUACGGUUACCCACCAAUGCCUUUUGACGGAUGUCUCUUCGGGAGCAGAAUGAUGACGGCCAAAGAAGCACGCACCAGCAAGAACGCCAAGAAAGCCAUCACAGAGGCAGAAGGUGUCGACGAUGCUCACUGGGAGAAGACCUACAAGGGUCCUGCCGGUGGAGUCAUCACUGUCCGCUCCGAGAUGGGUGAGCCAAUCCACAAGUUGGCUACCCGUGGUGUCAAAUUCUGGGCUGAGAUGGACCAAAAGAUCUUCAGCUUACCCAAGGAGAAACGUGUGCCGGAGUUGAAGAAGAACCGUGAGUACAUCAUUAAGAAGCUCAACGACGAUUUCCAGAAGGUCUGGUUCGGUCGCAACAAAGAUGGCGAGACGGUCGAUCUUGAGGAUAUGACUUACGGAGAGGUUGUCCGUCGCAUGGUGGACCUUAUGUACGUUCAACAUGAGUCUCGCUGGAUCGACAAGUCCUAUGAGAAGCUUACCGGUGACUUCAUCCGCCGAGUCGAAGAGCGCUUCACCGUCGGUGCUGGCAAGCCUUCUCUGCUCCAAAGCUACACUGAACUCGACAACCCCUACCCAACUGUUAAGAAAAUCUUGGCAGCCUACCCCGAGUGCGAGACGCAAUUGAUAAACGCCCAAGACGUGCAACACUUCCUCCUUCUCUGCCAGCGCCGUGGACAGAAGCCAACCACUUUCGUUCCAUCUCUCGAUGAAAACUUUGAAUUUUAUUUCAAGAAGGAUUCCUUGUGGCAAUCUGAGGAUCUCGAGGCUGUCAUCGACCAGGAUGUUGGCCGGACUUGUAUCCUUCAAGGGCCGACCGCCGUCAAGUACUCCAAAAUUGUUGAUGAACCCAUUCAAGAAAUUUUGGAUGGCAUCCACCACAAUCAUAUCAAGGGCCUCACACAGGAGAUCUACGGUGGCAAUGAGUCGUCGAUCCCAGUCAUGGAAUAUUUCGGUGGGAAGCUUAUUGAACCGCAGGCAGAGGUCGACGUCGAAGGUCUCACCAUCUCGCAAGAUGCUCACAAGAUAACCUACCGCCUCUCAUCAACCGCUGGAGCUACUCUUCCAUCUCUGGAGUCGUGGAUGACAUUGCUCGCCGGCAACAAGCGAUCAUGGCGCUACGCCCUUUUCUCUUCCGAGGCCUUCGUACAAGGCAAGAAGUUCCAGACCAACCCUAUGAAAAGAAUCUUUGCUCCCGUCCGUGGUCUCUUCGUCGAGAUUCUCAACCCCAGUGAGCCUACAAAGACAUUCAUUACGGUGAAGGAACAGCCAAGACCCAACAAGUAUGUUGAAGUCAUCAAUGUCAAAUUCACUGGCAAGAACGAGAUACUGGUCAACAUGAUCAAGGAUACCACUGCUGUCGGGAAGCCAGUUUCUCUUCCACUCAAGUUCACCUACCACCCAGAGGCUGGAUAUGCUCCCAUCCGGGAAGUCAUGGAGGGCCGUAACGAUCGCAUCAAGGAGUUUUACUGGCGCGCGUGGUUCGGUAACGAGACAAUUGAUCUCGAUGCCGCAGUCACUGGCAAUUUCAACGGUGGAAAGGCCAAGAUCACGAGCGAAGCUAUUAACGACUUUGUUCACGCCGUUGGCAACAAGGGCGAGGCUUUCGUCGACCGCCCUGGAAAGGAGGUGUUUGCUCCCAUGGAUUUCGCCAUCGUUGUAGGCUGGAAGGCUAUUACGAAGCCAAUCUUUCCCAGAACCAUUGAUGGUGAUCUUCUGAAACUUGUUCACCUGUCCAAUGGCUUCCGCAUGUUGCCUGGUGCCGAGCCUUUGAAGAAGGACGACGAGGUGGAGACAACUGCCCGCAUCAAUGCCGUCGUAAACCAAGCCUCGGGAAAGAUGGUGGAAGUCACUGGUACUAUCACUCGUGAGGGCAAACCCGUCAUGGAGGUCACGUCUCAAUUCUUGUAUCGUGGGGCCUACACCGACUUCGAGAACACCUUCCAGCGCAAGACAGAGACUCCAAUGCAAAUCCAUCUGGCCACCUCCAAAGAUGUUGCCGUCCUCAGAUCAAAGGAAUGGUUCUCUCUCGAUGAGCCCGAUCAUGAGCUUCUGGGCCAAACAUUGACUUUCCGUCUUCAAAGUCUAAUCAGGUUCAAGAACGAGACUGUCUACAGUAGUGUCGAGACCCGAGGUCAAGUUCUUCUUGAGCUGCCUACCAAGGAGAUCAUCCAAGUUGCCAGCGUCGAGUACGAGGCUGGCGUAUCCCACGGUAACCCAGUCAUCGAUUACUUGCAGCGACACGGUUCUUCCAUCGAGCAACCAGUCAACUUUGAGAACCCCAUCCCCCUUAGUGGCAAGACCCCUCUCCUUCUCAGAGCACCAGCAUCCAACGAGACCUACGCUCGGGUGUCUGGUGACUACAACCCCAUCCAUGUUUCUCGCGUCUUCUCAAGCUACGCCAACCUUCCGGGUACCAUCACCCACGGCAUGUACUCCAGUGCUGCUGUCCGAAGUCUUGUCGAGACCUGGGCUGCUGAGAACAACGUUGGGCGUGUCCGCAGUUUCCACGCCUCUCUUACUGGCAUGGUCCUCCCCAACGAUGACAUUGAAGUCAGACUUCAACACGUUGGUAUGGUUGCCGGUCGCAAGAUCAUCAAGGUGGAGGCCAGCAACAAAGAGACUGAGGAUAAGGUCCUGCUGGGUGAAGCUGAGGUCGAGCAACCAGUGACAGCCUACGUUUUCACUGGUCAAGGAUCGCAAGAGCAGGGUAUGGGUAUGGAGCUCUAUGCCAGCAGUCCUGUCGCCAAGGAAGUUUGGGACAGAGCCGACAAGCACUUCUUGGACAACUAUGGUUUCGCCAUUACCAACAUUGUCAAGAACAACCCGAAGGAACUUACCAUCUACUUCGGUGGACCUCGUGGUAAAGCCAUUCGUCAGAACUACAUGUCGAUGACCUUCGAGACUGUCGCAGCGGAUGGAUCCACCAAGUCCGAGAAGAUCUUUAAGGAGAUUGACGACAACACCACCUCGUACACCUACAGAUCGCCAACUGGCCUCCUCUCUGCAACCCAAUUCACGCAACCUGCCUUGACCCUGAUGGAAAAGGCAAGUUUCGAGGACAUGCGCUCGAAGGGUCUCGUACAAAGGGACAGCAGUUUUGCUGGUCACUCUCUCGGAGAGUACUCCGCCCUCGCCGCGCUGGCUGAUGUCAUGCCUAUCGAGAGCUUAGUGUCCGUUGUAUUCUACAGAGGCCUCACCAUGCAAGUCGCCGUCGAACGUGACGAGACUGGCCGGUCCAAUUACUCCAUGUGCGCUGUCAACCCAAGCAGAAUCUCCAAGACCUUUAACGAGCAAGCUCUUCAAUAUGUUGUCGAGAACAUCGCCGAGGAGACUGGAUGGCUGCUGGAAAUUGUCAACUACAACAUUGCAAACAUGCAAUACGUCUGCGCCGGUGACCUCCGUGCUCUUGAUACCCUGACCGGCGUCACCAACUACCUCAAGGCACAGAAGAUUGACAUUCAGCAACUUAUGCAAACCUUGUCGCUCGAGGACGUCAAGGCACACUUGGUCGAAAUCAUUCAAGGCUGUGCCCAGCAGACAGAGGAUAAGCCGGAGCCUCUCGACCUCCAACGAGGCUUCGCCACCAUUCCGCUCAAGGGUAUUGACGUGCCCUUCCACUCGACAUUCUUGCGCUCAGGAGUCAAGCCUUUCCGCUCCUUCCUUCUCAAGAAGAUCAACAAGACAACGAUUGACCACAGCAAGCUGGUGGGGAAAUACAUUCCCAACGUUACGGCGAAACCUUUCGAGCUUACCAAGGAGUACUUUGAGGAUGUCUACAGACUCACAAACUCGCCGAAGAUUGGAGCCAUCUUGGCGAACUGGGAGAAGUACGAGGAGCCGCAUACGAAUGGGGUUGUUAAUGGGACGAGUUCUACUGCUGUGAACGGUGCAUAA